Molecule: messenger RNA, 706 nt
Organism: Protopterus annectens (West African lungfish)
Lineage: Eukaryota; Metazoa; Chordata; Ceratodontiformes; Protopteridae
Product: zinc finger protein 540-like
Exons: 6
Coding region: 110-706 (198 amino acids)
Biological process (GO): regulation of DNA-templated transcription
Source: RefSeq, a predicted model, not a curated record
GAAUUUCAUUAACUAGCUGUCAUUCUUUUGGUUCUCGGAGCUUAUAGGGAGCCUUUACUUAAGAAUCUGAACAUUGUGGCUUACAAGGCUAGAGGCUUUAAUAAGGGUCAUGAAGUUGGAGGUGCCAAAAAGCUUUAAAGAUGUUGCUGUUGAGUUUUCAAGAGCAGAGUGGAGAAUGCUGAGUAAUCGGGAGAAGGCACUUCACAGGGAGGUGAUGGUACAGAACUUUGAGAACAUGAUCUCUGUCGGCUAUGAAAUCCCACUGGAGCACCUUUGCAUGCUUAUUAAGGAAGAUGAUUCUGUACCACCUGGUGCUGCUGAACGAGACGUAACUGUGCAGCAAAGACAGCUUAUUGAUGAUGGUGUCAGCAGUUAUAGUGUCCCAGAGGAGCACCUUUCUGUAAUUAUUAAGGAAGAAAAUGAGAUAGUGCCAUUGGCUGAUACCAAAGCAGGAGUGACAGAACAGCAAAGAGAGCUUCUUGAUAGCAGCAUCAGUAGGUAUAAUAUUCCAGAUGAGCAUCUUUCUGUGGUUGUUAAAGAAGAAGAUGAGACACAUGGUGUUACUGAAGGAGGAAUAACAGAGCAGCGAAAAUGGGUUCCUGAUAACAGCAUCAUUAAGAGGGAUAAAACCCUGACCCCAGACAAUCAAGAUGCAUUAGUGAUUCACAUUCUGGGAAAACUGACGGAGGGGAAUUGGAGUGAGUAA